Molecule: messenger RNA, 1007 nt
Organism: Triticum aestivum (bread wheat)
Lineage: Eukaryota; Viridiplantae; Streptophyta; Magnoliopsida; Poales; Poaceae
Exons: 3
Coding region: 567-1007 (146 amino acids)
Source: RefSeq, a predicted model, not a curated record
AUGUACUUAUAUAUGUCUCUUAAUCCCCUACCCCUACCCCAAUGCUAACGUUGAUUUUUUUAGAAUUUUGUCUUCACAACAAUAGCUACAAUAGACUGUUUGCAAGAAAAUAUUCAAUGGUGGUACAUGUCAUGUGAUAAGUGUCGCAAAUUGGCUACUAAAGAAACCGACAAGUAUUAUUGCAAGAAUUGUGGUAUAUAUCCAGAAAAGGUCACACCACGGUAAGCAUAUUAUAUUACUAAAAUAUGAACAAGAAUUGUUAUAUUGUAUUUACUCUCCACUAACAUGAAUUGUAUGUUAGGUAUCGUGUUCGUCUUCAAAUUAGUGACCAUACAUCUACUACAAGCUGCACUUUAUUUGACGAGGAGGCUGCAAGAUUGCUUAAUACGUCUGCAUCUAAGUUGCUGGACACACUAGAUGGGAAAUCAGAAGAAGCGCCAAAGAUUAUUCAACAAUUAUGUGGAAAAAGACUUAUAUUUCGAUUCAAGCUCAAUGAUAGUAAUCUCACAUUUGGCACACAAAACUAUGCAGUAAAAAGAACAUUUGUUCCUGAUGAUAAGCUUGAGAUGCUCUACUUGGACAAUAAAGCCGAGGAGGAACUGAUGGAUGAUGAGGUUGACAUCGUAUUAAUGAAGAAGCAGAACAUGCUAGAUAGAAAGUCAAAGAAUAAUAAAGUUUCACCUGGCGAACUUUCAUGCGAACUGGUGCCUGUGAAAGAGGAGCCACAUGACAGCAAUGGGACUACAUUAAACAAAGAUAAUAGUCAAGACAAAAUAUCAUCAUCAUCCCGUGAGCUCCGAAGUGGCAAUAAAAGGAGACUGAGAUCUGUUGUAAUAUUAGAUGGCUCGGAGGAUGAAUGCAUUGAGACGAAUAUGCCUGAACAAAACGAAAAAGGUGUCUGCGGGAACAAGAAACGUGUUAAAGCAAAAGCCAAAAAUACAAUGCUUGAAGAUGAAGAUGAAGUACAGAAAGCAAGGCCCAGGAGAACAAGGAUGUUAUCUAGAUAA